Molecule: messenger RNA, 1998 nt
Organism: Hermetia illucens (black soldier fly)
Lineage: Eukaryota; Metazoa; Arthropoda; Insecta; Diptera; Stratiomyidae
Product: F-box only protein 25
Exons: 5
Coding region: 698-1735 (345 amino acids)
Biological process (GO): protein ubiquitination
Cellular component (GO): SCF ubiquitin ligase complex; cytoplasm; nucleus
Molecular function (GO): protein binding
Source: RefSeq, a predicted model, not a curated record
CGCUCGCAUCGCAGUCGUUUAUGUUCUUUGCUGGUUGGCGGAUGGUCGAGGUCUGUCGGUUGCUGGUUGUGUUUUUUGAUGUAGAAAUUUUCCUUCGACUCCUCGCGAUUGGUGCGUUGACUUGCCAGGACUUCCGGAGAACCCUUCGCUACCCUUGACUUCCGAUCGUUCCAUUCGUCCUUCAGCGCCCGAAUCAGCUGAGUGGGAAGUCCCCGUGCGCGGACAACAGGACAUUGUUGAGGUGACUCGAGUGCGACCAAAACAGUGAAAAAGUUUCCCAGCUGACGACGGGACUCCAGACAGCUGGCGGCGCGCAAUAAGUCGUGAGCGACGCAAAAAAGACGGAAGUGCCUGAGCGAGCGCUGACGACGCAAGAGGUGAAUGGACGGCGCUUUGGCUCCGGUCCCUGGAGUGUCGACUGUGAAAGUGCUUGAGAUCCGCGAGUGCUGCGUUGUGCGAGUCGCGCGGUCGGAAUCGAGGUCUGCCCGCCCAGAACAAAGAAAGCUCUAGGCGCCCUCCCGCAGCCACUCGGUCGCUCGCUCGAUUCCCGUUCUCGCGGGUGCCCUACUUUCACAAGUCGAGCGAUUUCUGCUCGAGUUGGACGAAUUCUCGGCGCGGGUGCGAGUUACGGGCGUUCGUGGAGAAGGUGCUCGGUGGGCCAGCGCGGAUCAAGGACCUGUGAAGGAGCAAGCGAACGAUGCCUUUCAUUUCCAAGGACUGGCGGUCGCCUGGCGAGAUCUGGGUGAAGACGGACGAGGGCUGGCAGCAGCUCAAAGUGCUGGAGUGCGGCAAAAGGAAAAGGCUACCGUCAACGUCGGAGGACGAGGAAAACGAGGACAUUGUUGUUCAACCCCACUGCCACAUUACAAUACGAUGCACCCGAGAAAUUGCAGGGUUUAAUGGACUCGGUGAUGCCGUGCGACGAUUAGACUUUCGAAGAUCCGUCCGGGAUCGUAGACGUUUUCAUUAUAUUUGCGCAUUUUUAAGACUUUUAGUGACGGCAAAGGGUAUUGCAAGUUUGCCAGGAAGUGUUCAACGUUUAUUAUUGCAAAUGAUUGAGGAAGUAGCUGCUCAAGUAAGUGAUAGCCAACAAAAUAUUAAUGUUUUGCGCGGUCUAGCUGUACAAUUACAAGAUAUUGUCAAUAAAGAGAAUCAAAAAUGUUGGGGCAAACCAUUAGGAAGUCAAGAUUUAUGGAAAAACCAUGUGAAAACAAUACAAAGGAUUCAAAGUAUAACUAGUCAAAUAGAAAUUACGGAGCCCGGACCAGAAAUUCGUCCAAAAUUACACGAUUUACCUGAAGAGUGCAUUAGAGAAAUUAUUCUACGUAUUGCUGAUCAUAAAGAUUUAGAGUCCUCUUCAAACGCUUGGCAUCUAAUGGCAGCUAUAGUAUCUGAGCAACGUAUUUGGCGUGAAUUAUGUCGUUUCCACUUUACCCAUAAUCAAAUUAAUUUCAUUUUAAAUAAAUUAGAAUAUAAACGUUUACGAGACGUAAAAGAUUGGAAACCAAUCUAUCAUGAAUUGCGUAAAAGAUAUGGUGUUACAGAGGAUCAUCAAUAUGGUGAAGUGUUAUCGUUAUGUCGUUAUUGCUGUUGCCUAUUCUGGCCAUCGGCCGGACAUCCUUGUAUCGUUGAUGAAUCGCCUGAUUUUAAAGCACGCCUCGAAGAAGCUGGCGGACAAUUAGAGGUUUCACAACCAAUAACGCCGGCCGAUUUUUUGAAAUAUUUUUCACUAUGAACGCGAUUGAUGUUGUGUUGUUUUUUUUCUGCAUAGAAUCGGCCACCGAAAAUAUAGAGUGAAAUAUAUGUGGGCAAUUUUCUAAAGAUCUACAAGAAGAAAUUUUAUGGAUUUAUUCGAAUUAGUUUAAGAUUUAUAUACUUUACAUAUAUAUAUCUAUAUAUUGAUGAUAUCGUACGAUCGAUUUUGUUUGUGAUUUGAUUAUUCUCUCCUUUUUCUAUAUUGAAAUACGUGAUAAAUUUUUUAAUAUAAUAUUUACUCUA